Messenger RNA from Staurois parvus, 345 nucleotides. NCBI's taxonomy places the organism in Eukaryota, Metazoa, Chordata, Amphibia, Anura, Ranidae. The record is from the annotation of a GenBank genome assembly.
CUAAAACAUAAUACAGUGCAAACAAACCAAACCAACCACCCACAGAUAACAGUACAUACAAGCAAGCGUCGUCAGGCAGGCCGGGUCAAUAUCAAUAGGGCAGGUAGGUACAGGGGGAGCAAGCGGAGAUGGGUCGGGGUCACAGGCCAGGUUCAGCAGGUAGCUAGCAGCGUAGUACAGGUCAGGCAGAGGGAUGGUCAGGGUCACAAGCCAGGGAUCAGAACAGGAGAAGUCAGCAGCGGUUCAGAUCAGGCAGGGUCAGCAAAGGAACAGAAACAGGAUGCAGGACAGAUACAGGGCCCAGGACAAACACAACACCAAGGCAGAGUCUGCAAAUCUGGCCAU